AUGCAAGCUGGCCUCCUCUAUCUUCUCAUUCCCAUCUCUAUCCUCGUCAGCUCAGUCACGUGUGAGGACACAGUGGCCGAGGACCUGGGCAGCCACCAGCUGGAGCGGCUAGCGGAGCUGCUGACGCUACGGGAGUGCCAGGACCUCCGCGACGCUCUGGCCCGGCCCGAGGAGGACGUCCUCGCACACGUCCAGCGCCUCUCCCUGGACAACAAUGACCUGGGGCUGGGACUGCUGCGGCGCCGCCAACACAGGGACACCAGCGCCAGUGACAGCGAGGCCGAGUGCCGUUCGGAGCUGACAGACUGGCUGCAGAUGCACGGGGAACAGAUGUACUACGACAGGCUGUCUGGCGCUCUGCAGCAGAUCGGCAGGACCGACAUCGCCAUAGAGGUUGCCAAGAACAUAAACCAGGCCAAGGCCCUGAGCCUGCAGCGCCACGUAGAUGAAUACCACAACCGCAUCGAGCAAAUGGCAUCGGAGGAGAAGAGUGCCAUCACAGACCCACACACACACACAGUGAGACGUUCGGUACGGCAAUUGAGAGAUUUAACCUGGCAGGACCUGGAGCUAGUGGUGGAGCGAAAGCCAGUACCCCCCAACCCCCGGGGCCUGCUGGACGGGGUGUGGCCCCUAGCCUAUGGCCUCCUCCUGGGUUUCUCCAGUGCAUUGGUGAUGAGUGCUGUCACCCUGCUCUUGACUGUGUGCAUCUGCAACAGAGCCCAUAGAGACUCCGCUGGCUGCAGCAAGAGAAGAAAGAGCGGCCAUCUUCUGAGGGGUCAUCGGGGGGAGGUCUGCUGACCAGUGUUGUGACGUCAUCAGAGAUGUUGGCCAAUCAGGAACUGCAGGAGACACCUCUGCUCAUUGCCAGCCAA
This is a messenger RNA of Sardina pilchardus (European sardine), 875 nucleotides long. RefSeq names its product transmembrane and death domain protein 1-like. The coding region runs from base 1 to 801 and encodes 266 amino acids. The record is from RefSeq and is a predicted model, not a curated record. The transcript has 5 exons. Gene Ontology annotation, molecular function: protein binding. NCBI's taxonomy places the organism in Eukaryota, Metazoa, Chordata, Actinopteri, Clupeiformes, Clupeidae. Gene Ontology annotation, biological process: signal transduction.